Molecule: messenger RNA, 2073 nt
Organism: Dictyostelium purpureum
Lineage: Eukaryota; Evosea; Eumycetozoa; Dictyosteliales; Dictyosteliaceae
Exons: 5
Coding region: 1-2073 (690 amino acids)
Cellular component (GO): extracellular region
Source: RefSeq, a predicted model, not a curated record
AUGAAUAACGGUUCCCCACUCAUUUAUUCAUCCUCUCUCAAAAAAAUGCAUUGUUCCCAAUCAGAAGACUUUUUCCCAUCACCAGAAGAUAUUUUUGGUCGUUCCCCAUUAGCCCAAGAAAUUUUAUCAAAUUACCCUCUUGAAAAACUUAGUACCCAAAAGGAGCCAUCACAACCACAAGAUCCAUUUCCAUACAUCCCUAUCGAUCAUUCUAAAGGCUCCAAACCAAAACUCCGUCUUUGUAAUACAAGAAGUCAUUUAGGACCAGAAAGUGGUUAUAAAAUUAAAAUUUCACAUAUCCGGCUUUGGCGCAAUGGUAGCGCGAUUGACUGUACGAUAAUUUUGAGUGGUACUAUUUAUGACCAUCAUCCAAGGUAUAAUCCUAAUUUCCAAACACCUACUAGUGGUGGACUGGUAAGAAAUUUGGUUAAACCAGUAUUAAAUCCAGUUACUCGUGUUCCAGAAUUAAAUUCUUUAAACCCCUCAACACCAACAAAUAUUCAAGGUAGAAUGGUAAACCCAGAAUUAUUCCAAUAUUUCUUUUCACCAAACAAUAAUGCUUCUUCACCAGGUUAUAACAUCCCAAUCCCAAUUAACUUAACAUUAGCUUUUAGUCCAAGUAGUGGCACUUAUUCUUUUGAUAAUCAAAAUUUCUUCCCAAUUGAUAAUAAAGGUUUUGAUGUUGAUCCAUCCUAUAAGUUAUAUAAAGAUACUUAUGGUUUAUAUCACAACUACCAUUUCUGUUUAAAGAUUAACUCAAAUUUCUUAUUUAAAGGUAGCGAAAUGUUUAGUUUUGUUGGUGAUGAUGACUUUUUUGUUUUCAUUGACAAUAAGCUUGUCAUUGAUUUAGGCGGUGUACACGCUGCCGAGUCAGCAAGUGUUGAUUUAAAUAAAUUGGGUUUAACAAAAGGCAAAGUUUAUCCAAUCGAUUUCUUUUAUUGUGAAAGACAUACAUCAAAAUCAACAAUUAGAUUUAAUACCAAUAUUUUAAUGACCUGUAAUUACUAUGAUUAUUGUGGUAUUUGUAAUGGUGAUGGUACCAGCUGUUGUAAUCCUCAAACCACCUGUAACGAUAAUAAUCCAUGUACAAUCGACCAAUGUCCUUCCCCAACUACUAAGAUCAACGGUUCAAUUUCAAAUUACUGUACUCACACUCCUAAGGAAUCAUCUCUUCCAUCUGACAAUAUCUGUUUUACCAAACAAUGCAAUGUUACUACUGGUAAUAUCGAUAGUUUUCCAAUUCCAUGUUUAGAUUUAUCAAAUGACUGUUUAAAGAGUAAAGGUUCAUGUACUGAUGUUUGUCAUAUUGAGAAUCAAUGUAUCAAUGGAACAUGUGAAGUUAAAUCAUCCGACUAUUGUGCUAUUGAAUUAGAUGGUGAUAAUGUUGAUAUUUGCUCCGUAUAUUCAUGCGAUUCAAGUCAAGGUGGUUGCGUUAAACAAGAAAAAUGUCAACAAGGUUCCAAUAAAUUUGAAAAUGUUCCAAAUCCAAAUGCAAAUGAUUCUUGCAUAAUUUCAAUAUGCAACCCAGACACUGGUUUAUAUUCAUCAUCACCACUUCAAUGCCCAGAUAGAUCCAAUGAAUGUUUAACAUUAGUAGGUUGUAACCCAACUACAGGUUGCGAAUAUGAAACAUUCUGUAAAGGAGCUUGUGAUGCCAAAGAUCAAUGUAACAACGGAACAUGUGUUGCCAAAACACCAGAGUAUUGUGCAAAUGAAUUAGAUGGUGACAAUGUAGAUUUAUGUGCAGUUUACUCAUGUGACUUAAAUGGUUGUGGCUGUCUAAAAGAUGAGAAAUGUAAAAGAAAUACUACAAACCCAUGUAUCGAAACAUCAUGUAAAGCAUCUACUGGUGAAUGUUUUGAAAUCGAAAUUCCAGGUGACAUGUGUGAUUGUGGUUGUGACAUUAAAAACAAAUGUAUGAGAUCACAUUGCACUAAAGAAGGUAAGUGCUCACCCGUAUUUAGAGAAGAAAUUGAUGAUGGUAAUACUUGUACUGAUGAUUAUUGCGAUCCAUGUACUGGUUUAAUUACUCAUGCUACUGCAUCAAAAUGUUUAAAUUGCAACUCUUGUUAA